This is a messenger RNA of Thermothelomyces thermophilus ATCC 42464, 2460 nucleotides long. RefSeq lists its product as uncharacterized. The coding region runs from base 121 to 2241 and encodes 706 amino acids. The record is from RefSeq and is a predicted model, not a curated record. NCBI's taxonomy places the organism in Eukaryota, Fungi, Ascomycota, Sordariomycetes, Sordariales, Chaetomiaceae. The transcript has 2 exons. Gene Ontology annotation, cellular component: lipid droplet.
CGACGACGGCCUACUAGUGAUGGUUGCAGUCCUGCAAUAGCGACUCUCAAUUCGCACGACGGCCCAGUUUCGCGCCUUUCACCUCGCAGGCCUCCGGUGCGGAUGCCAUCAUCAUCCGACAUGGCCGCGUCCCGUCGCGGGCAGCCGCCCCUCUCUGUGCGGUUGGCGCCACCCUCCGCCGCGCUCGCCGAUCUCCCACCCAUCUCUGCUCUCUUCCUGAUCGACUUCGACGUCAAGGCCGGCUACACCAUCAUCUGGAAACGGGCCGUGCCGGGCCUCGAGCUGGAGGGCGCGGUCGAGUACAAGAGCCUGCCGUCAGGCCUCCACACCGUGACCGACGACCUCAUCUACUUUGUUCACGACGGCAGCCACGCCGGCCUGAGCGCAUUUGUCAACACCCCAACCGACGAAGAGGAGACACGCCAUGCGCGCAUGAUUUCCGUCGGCGUCUUGGUGCCCCUCAGUCACGGCCGCCUCGGGAGGGCUUGGCGACACGCCGAGGGCUUGAAGGAUCUUGCGGCCAAGCUUGCCGCGGAUCGGAAGCAGACGCAACUGCUGGAACAGUACUGGAGCCGGAAUGCAGCCAGCGAGACGACGGCCCCGCAGCCCUUGAAGGACAUCCCACUCGAAUCGCCUCUGCUCGGCAUCAAGACCGCGAGGCCCGGCUUGGGCAAGGGGCAUGCUAGGAACCGCUCCGCCUCGGACGGCACGGUGUUGAUACCGCCGGGCCACUGCCUGUCUCCAUUUCACCCGGCCUGGAGCCUGACCUCGCUGUUGGACACCUUCGGGCCCUUGGUCUUCCCGAUUCACCGCGCCGCUCUCCUGCGCAAGCGCAUCCUGAUUUCUUGCCAUGCCCCCGUGCAUGAGGUCUGCAACUUUGUGUACGAUAUUUCUGUCUUGUCCAAUAUACCCCUGUCCGUCUGCGACGUAAUAGAUCCUGCGGCCCCGGUACAGCGUCUCCGGCCGCUCUUUUGCGUGGGAGUCCACGACAUAUCCUAUCUACUCGAAUCCCAAGUAGCCACGAAGCGAGGUGGCCCGACUGUCGACCCUGACGACUACCCGAGCAACUCGGAGGACUCGAGCUCGGGAUGGGUAGCGUGCACCACUGACAGCAUCCUGGCCAUGAAAGAGGGGCUCUGGGACAUGCUCAUCACCAUGCCACCUCCCUAUUCUUCCAACGCCAAGCAGCGCGUCUGGCCGACUGUGGAAUGCCCCAAGGGCGUCCCCGUAAAGGCUACCCAGCGCGACCUGCGCCGGUUCCGUUCCCUCUGCCUCGGUCUCGCCCGAUUGGCCCCCCAUCCUCCUUCGCCCAAGCCACGCAGCUCGCAUUCGGAAGCAAGCGACUCACCCACCCCGGCUCUCCGCCUUUCCCAAACGGCCGGUUCCCGCUCCGGAACAGCAGCCGAGGACACCGAUGCGAUCGUCGAGCCCGUCACCUGGGCCGCGCUUGCCUACAACGGAUUCAUGUGGUGGGCGUCGGCCGGCGAGAAGCGGCACAGCGACGAGCUUGACGAGCAAACCCACGACGCCUCGCUGCUCGCCGAUCUCAUCCCACCGGUGUCCCCCGCCGUGCAGCAGCAGCAGCAGCAGCAACCCCGAGAAAGAAGGCCGAGCCUUACCGCUGCGGCUGCUCCGUCGGGGAGCGGUAUGAUACCUUCCCUCGCGCCGCUCACGGGGCGGCUUUCGGAUGAAGCAGAGGAGGAACAAGACGGAGACGACGGCAGCGAGGCGCAGGCCCGUAUCGAGCUGGCCGUCGUGGCGUACUUCCACCGCCUCACCACGACCAUCCUCUCGGUUCUGGCCGACAUUGUCGACUCGACCGACGAUGACGAUUUGCUCGAUCUUGACUUGAACGACGGGCACGAGGCGUAUACUUCCGAAUACGACAGUCCGGUCGGCGCUGCCGCAUCGUCGUCCGGUGCAGGAGACCGAGGCUCUAGCAGCCGGAGGAAAACAGGGCAAAGGAGGAGAGAGGAGGAGGAGGAGGAGGAGGAGGAAGAGGAGGAGGCGAGGCUGCUGGGCGCUACGGCAAGGGCAGCAGCGGCGGCAGCCGGGAGUGGCGAUGAGAGGAAUAGGAUGGGGUGGGUGAGAGUCGAUAGCGAUGCUCUUGCCGAGAUGGGGCUAGAUGUUUGGAGCCAGGCGGACGCGGACUUUGUGAGGGAGGUGUCGGUGCGCUAUUUCAACCGGAGAGCCCAUGUCGAGACCAAGGGGGUCGAGGUGUGCGGCUUGAGGGUCUGUUAGGGGUUGACCUUUCCAUGAGCGCGGGUUGUUGCUGGUGACGAAGCGGCUCCUUAUACCAAGUAUAUUGUAUCACAUAUGCGGAUUGGGACCCUUGAGGGAGUGUCCAUAGUAGGGUUGAGGAUGUAUGUAAUGGCAUCGGCCCAGCGAGCAUGCUUUUACGAAUUGGCUGUAUGUUGCGACUUGAUGCUAGUUUUUUUACGGAAAUUGUGGGCGUACCGC